Molecule: messenger RNA, 16868 nt
Organism: Podarcis lilfordi (Lilford's wall lizard)
Lineage: Eukaryota; Metazoa; Chordata; Lepidosauria; Squamata; Lacertidae
Source: the annotation of a GenBank genome assembly
GAGAGGAUAUGGGUCCAGGCCGAGCCGGCGGCGGGAGGAGGCGGCAGUGCCAGCCACGUCGCUCGCGGCCAGCAGGAGCUGCAGCAGCGCCUCGACGGGACGCACGGCGGAGCGCGCCAGCCACCUGCCUCGACGCCUUCCCCGAGAUCGCUGCUUGAUGGGCCCGGCGGGGCGACGCCCGGCGCUGCUGCUGCUGUGCCUGCUGCUCCUGCUGCGGACGGGUGAGUGGGCAGGAAAACCGACGGGCUCCGGUGCCCCCUGGGCAUAUGCCCGCCUCGGGCGCCGGCAGAUGCGCUGAGCGCCUUGGCUGAAGGCGCGCAAGCAAAGCCUCCAGGCUUUGCAGAGGCGCUCUCGGGCGCCCCGUCGGCUCCCAGGGCGAUGCAGCCCGGCUCUCGGUCGGAAUAGGUCCUUGGUGCAAUCUUGGGUAUAGGGAGCCACCCCCCACCCGGUCUGGAGCCCCGGAGAGCAGCUGCCUUUCGGUGUGCGUAAGACGGGGCUUGACGCACCGACGCCCUUAUCUGCUAGAUGGCAGCUCCCACUCUCCCCGUUUAAUUCAGAACUAAGACCUGGGAUCUUGACACUCACCUGUCACCAUCCUCUGUCUGGCUCCGCCCAGCAGAUUUGGAAUGAAAUGUCUCCACCACAGUUGUUGUUUCAAAUUACUUUCUCUUGACCCCCAAGGGCUCAGGGGGGAAAAAAUCUGUCAAAAUCUUCAGUCAUUUGGAAACUAGGAAGUUAAAUUAUAAUAAUAAAAAACAUGGGGAGUACCUUUCAUGCGGUUAUAUUUUGCAAAAUGACAAAGAGCACACCUUCUUUAAAUCUCGUUUUCUUAAAAAAAACCAAACUAAAACAAGUUUUAUUGGGUUUGCUGAACACCUUUCCAAAACUUCCUUCUCAAACUGUCCUUGUCAAACUGUCUCCACCACAGUUUUUGUUUCAAAUUACUUUCUCUUGACCCCCAAGGGCUCAGGGGGAAAAAAAUCUGUCAAAAUCUUCAGUCAUUUGGAAACUAGGAAGUUAAAUUAUAAUAAUAAAAAACAUGGGGAGUACCUUUCAUGCGGUUAUAUUUUGCAAAAUUACAAAGGACACGCCUUUUUUAAAUCUCGUUUUCUUUAAAAAAAUCCAAACUAAAACAAGUUUUAUUGGGUUUGCAGAAAACCUUUCCAGCACUUCCUUCUCAAAUUCCUCCUUUUCCCCAAGGCACUUUUUCUGUGCACACUCAGUAAGCGUAGCCCAUGGAGACGAUCCCCUGUCAUCUUGGACCUUAAAGGUAAAGGUAAAGGGACCCCUGACCAUUAGGUCCAGUCGUGGCUGACUCUGGGGUUGCGGCGCUCAUCUCGCUUUAUUGGCCGAGGGAGCCGAUGUACAACUUCCGGGUGAUGUGGCCAGCAUGACUAAGCCACUUCUGGAGAACCAGAGCAGCGCACGGAAAUGCCGUUUACCUUCCUGCCGAAGCGGUACCUAUUUAUCUACUUGCACUUUGUGCUUUCGAACUGCUAGGUUGGCGAGAGCAGGGACCAAGCAACGGGAGCUCACCCCAUCGCGGGGAUUCAAACCGCCGACCUUCUGAUCAGCAAGUCCUAGGCUCUGUGGUUUAGACCACAUCACCACCCGCGUCUCACAUCUUGGACCUUGGGCAGGUGUUUACUCUCUGAAAGGGACCGAAUGAGGGCUCUAGGUACAAGGGGUGCAUUGCUGAGCAAGAGAGAGGGGCAGAGCCCUUUUCAUGGUAGGGUAAAAGAUUUCUGCCUAUUUUACUAGGCCUGCGAUUUCAUUUUCAAAUAUUCUGAUUAUUUCUAUUUUUAAUUAUAUUUUUUUUAUUAUUAUUUACUUGAUUUAGGGGUGCAGCUGCUCCCUUGGCUAUGCCCAUAAUGUUAUUGGCAGAGCACUUUGAGAUGUUCUUGGGUUAAAUCCUUGGCAUAUCCAAGCAGGGCUGGAGGAGUCCCUUUUGGGGAGAUGCUGCCAGUCAGGGGAGUCAGUGGGACCAGGCAGCUUAAUGUAUGGGGCAGGGAAAAGUCCGUAGCUUAGGGUUAAACCCCCAGAAAGUCCCAGGUCCAAUCCCCCAACAUCUCCAGCUUAAAGCAUCUCAGGUAUACAGAACAACAAAACCCUGUGUUGCAAACUUAACGCAACAAACAACACAAGCAACACGAAGACCAAUAUACUAGACAGCACUGUAGUUCUUAUUACAUGAUUUAGUACAACAAAAACAAAAUGUGUACACUUGUAAAUUCUCUAAUAUAUCUGAAAACAAAUGAACACACGUCUGUCAAUCUUUGAAAGUCCGUAGAAGUACAGUGGUACCUCAGGUUAAGUACUUAAUUCGUUCCGGAGGUCCGUUCUUAACCUGAAACUGUUCUUAACCUGAAGCACCACUUUAGCUAAUGGGGCCUCCUGCUGCUGCCGCGCUGCCGGAGCCCGAUUUCUGUUCUCAUCCUGAAGCAAAGUUCUUAACCUGAAGCACUAUUUCUGGGUUAGCGGAGUCUGUAACCUGAAGCGUAUGUAACCUGAGGUACCACUGUAUAAUGAGUCUAUGGUUGAAACAAAGUAAUAGAUGCUACCCUGUGGGCUAAGCGGUAAAACUUUUUAGUCGUUACAUAUCCUUAUGACUACUGCUCCUUGUGCAUUUUUCUAAUCUCUGUGUUGUGCUGAAGAAGAUUCCAGCGAAAAAGUCAGAUUAUCCGGGAUAAUUCACUUACUACUUCGGCACCAUGAACGCCUAAAAAGUUUUACCGCUUAGCCCACAGGAUGGCAUCUAUUACUUUGUUUCAACCAUAGAAUCAUUCUACUUCUACGGACUUUCAAAGAUUGACAGAUGUGUGUUCAUUUGUUUUCAGAUAUAUGAGAGAAUUUACAAGUGUACACAUUUUGUUUUUGUUGUACUAAAUUAUUAUGUAAUAAGAACUACAGUGCUAUCUAGUAUACCGGUCUUCGUGUUGCUUGUGUUGUUUGUUGUGUAAAGAAGAAGAAGAAGAAGAAGAGUUUGGAUUUGAUAUCCCGCUUUAUCACUACCCAAAGGAGUCUCAAAGCAGCUAACAAUCUCCUUUUCCCUUCCUCCCCCACAACAAACACUCUGUGAGGCGAGUGAGGCUGAGAGACUUCAGAGAAGUGUGACUAGCCAAAGGUCACCCAGCAGCUGCAUGUGGAGGAGCAGGGAAUCGAACCUGGUUCACCAGAUUACGAGUCAACUGCUCUUAACCACUGCACCACACUCAGGUAGCAGGUAGUGGAGGAAAAACCUCUUACUGAGCCCUGGUGAGCUGCUGCCUGCCAGAGCUGACACUGCUGGAGCUAAAGGGGCAAGUACUUUGACUUGGGAAAAGCAGCAGAUACCAGUGGGGCCCUUCGCUGGUGCUGAGCACCUGCCUUCAUGCAGAAGGUUCUGGUUUCAAUCCCCAGCAUCUCUGGUUAAAAGGAUGAGUAGCAAGUCAUGGGAAAAACUGAGGCCCUGGAGAGCUGCUGCCAGUCAGAGUUGACAGUACUGGGCUAGGUGGGCCAACAUUGAUUCUAGGUAAGGCUGCCUCUGCGUGUAAGGAUAAAAAAGGGAUGGCUAUAAAAGGAGCAGGGAGGAGGAGGGAUGAAAUAAACGGACAGUUUGCGGGUGGACAUGGGGUACAGGGAUGCUGUCGGUGAUGGAAUCUGGGCCCUUCUGUAUGCAAGGCAAUUGCUGAGCUACAACACCCCUCGCCCGGUCUGCCCCUCUGUCCUGUCGCCCGGCAGCUGGGCUGGCAAGGUGGUCUAGCUACCCUGUGGGUUAGGGUGUCGUUCGUGGCAGACGGUCCGGGAUCCGGCUGCUUCGCAGACCAGCUUUGAUGUCGUCAUGGAAAGACGGGAGCCAGGAUCUUGACAGAGAGCUUUGCUCUUUUCCCCUGUUUGCCUUUCACCCUGUUGCCUUCGCCAGCAGUGUACACAGGGUGGUGCUUCGCCUCUUGUUGACCCAACAGUCUAUGCCUAGCAAACAAAUGCAGAUAGGAAAAGCGAGAAGGAAAUGAAGCAAUUCAGCAGCCAGAAAUGGAAUCAGGGUCUCCCAAGACUCCUGACAGAGGGUGCAAAUUCUCUAGGUACCUGGCCCAAUGGCAAUCUUACUGACUGGGCUCCCAAAAGCUUGCUUGCUUAUUUAUUUACUUAUUAUAUUUGCAUCUCACUUUUCUUCCUUGGAGCUCAAGGUGUCACACACAGUUAUUCCUCCCCCCCCCUCCAUUUUAUUUUAUUUGAGGCAGGUUAUUUUGCCCUCACAACAGCCCUGUGAGGUAGGUCCAGCUGAGAGACAGUGAACUUCAUGGCUGAGUGGGGACCUGAAUCCUGGCCUCCCAGGACCUAGCCUGACAAUCUAACCACUACACCACGCUGCCUUCCCUGAGGAGCUUCCAAGAGGUCCUACAUGCACCCAGUAGUUUUUGGACUCUCUUUCUGUGAAGCGCAAUGUCAUCCUCCCUGCGCCACAUGACAAAUACCUUGCAGUGCGGUGACUUGUGACCAUUGGGACUGGGGGUGGGGUGGAAUUCAGGGAGUCCAACAGUAGGUGGCGCUAGAGAUGAUGAUGAUGAUGAUGAUGAUGAUGAUGAUAAUAAUAAAUUUUAUUUAUACCCCACCCCACCCUCCCCGGCCAGAGCCGGGUUCAGGGCGGCUAACACCAGUAAAAUUACAGGAAAAACAUAACGGGGUGGGGGGACCCAAUUUAAAAUACAGGUUAGAAUGCAAUUUAAAAUACAGCCUCGUUUGGUGGUGUGGGUUAAACCAGAGAGCCUAGGACUCGCCGAUCAGAAGGUUGGCGGUUCGAAUCCCCGCGACGGGGUGAGCUCCCGUUGCUCGGUCCCUGCUCCUGCCAACCUAGCAGUUCGAAAGCACGCCAAAGUGCAAGUAGAUAAAUAGGUACCACUCCGGCAGGAAGGUAAACGGCAUUUCCGUGCGCAGCUCUGGUUCGCCAGAAGCAGCUUAGUCACGCUGGCCACAUGACCCGGAAGCUGUAUGCCGGCUCCCUCAGCCAGUAAAGCGAGAUGAGCGCUGCAACCCCAGAGUCAUCCGCGACUGGACCUAAUGGUCAGGGGUCCCUUUACCCUUUACUUUAUAGAUCAAAACCAUAAGGGGAGGGGAACAUAAGGAUCAGACUGAGUCCAAAAAAAUCCCUUUGGCACUGGACGGCCCAAAGAUGCUUUUCCUGGCAAACUUGAAAUGAAACAUGUGCCAUAGGUGGAUGUUUAUAAAAGUUUUUGCAUGUUAUUUGCUGGUUUGCUUUCUUGCUUAUGCCACCCUGGGCUCCUUGGGGAGGAAGGGUGGGGCGGAAAUUAAGUAAGGCCACCCACACAUUAUGCAUUUCAAGCAGGGAGGGGGAAGCUUUGGCCCUCCAGGUGUUGCUGAACUACGGCCUUGGACCAGUCGACCUGAAGGAGCAUCUCCACCCCCAUUGUUCUGCCCGGACACUGAGGUCCAGCACCGAGGGCCUUCUGGUGGUUCCCUCAUUGUGAGAAGCAAAGCUACAGGGAACCAGGCAGAGGGCCUUCUCGGUAGUGGCACCUCCCUGUGGAACACCCUCCCAUCAGAUGUCAAGGAAAUAAAGAACUCUCUGACUUUUAGAAGACAUCUGAAGGCAACCCUGUUUAGGGAAGAUUUUAAUGUUUGAUGUUUUAUUGUGUUUUUAAUAUUCUGUUGGGAACCGCCCAGAGUGGCUGGGGAAACCCAGUCAGAUGGGGAGGGUAUAAAUAAUAAAUUAUUAUUAGUAUCCUUGCAACAACCUUGUGAAGUAGAAUAGGCCAGCCAACUCUGUGGCUGAGUGGAGAUUUGAAUCAAAAUGUCCAACACAAUAAGCCAGAGGCUGGCAACCCGUGACCUUCCUGCUGUCAUUAGAAGUCCUAUCAGCUUCAAACAGCUUGACAUAUGGCUAGAGACAAUGAUAGUAGCAUCCGCCAUAUGGAACGCCGUCCCAUCAGAUGUCAAGGAAAUAAACAACUAUCUGGCUUUCAGAAGACAUCUGAAGGCAGCCCUGUUUAGGGAAGUUUUUAAUGUUUGAAGUUUUAUCGCUAUGAUGAUGGUGUUGGGAGCUGCUUAGAGUGGCUGGGGAAAUCCAGCCAGAUGGGCAGGGUAUAAAUAAUAAGUUGUUGUUGUUGUUGCUGCUGCUGCUGCUGCUGCUGCUGUUGUCUCCUGUCAUCCCUGGCCAUUGUCCAUGCUUUCUGGGGGCUGAUGGGAGUGUGCAUGGAGGACCUGGGCUGCCCAGAUGGCAAGCCCCCUCUCUCAGCCUCACUGAGGUGAUCCGAAGGAAAGCAGAGCAAGAUGUUUGGCUGCAGGAGUUGCUGGAAUUAGGCAUACAAGGUUCCAUCCAACCACCUUAGGGACAAAUCCACUCUGGAUUUGUACAGGGUUUACUCCUUAGCCUUUUCUUCUCCUGAAGUUGUCCCUCAAGGCAGUAAGUGGGAAUGAGAGAGAGUUCAGAAUCGGGGGCCCUUUGACUCGUUCUUUUAGCACUGGAGAGCUGUGCUGACUCACACAACUUUUGAGUUUGUUCCAGCUGCUUGCAGCCAGCACACUUACCUCCUUUUGAGUAAGUCAGGUUUCAGAAAGUAGACCUUGCCUACAGUAAGCAAAUAAAAGGUACAUUCCUCAAGUUAGGUUCCCACGCCCUGCCGAAAGCAGAGGGACUGGACGGAGCCUCCACUUUCUCCUACGAGGCCACAAGUUCCAGCUUCCAUCUAGACAGGGUGAAGUCUCAAAUUCCAGACUGAGCAGUUCCCCUCACAGGUCACAGAGCGCCUGCCUCCCCCCGACUUUAGGGAGGUAAAGGUAAAGGGACCCCUGACCAUUAGGUCCACUCCGGGGUUGCGGCGCUCAUCUCGCUUUAUUGGCCGAGGGAGCUGGCGUACAGCUUCCGGGUAAUGUGGCCAGCAUGACUAAGCCGCUUCUGGCGAACCAGAGAAGCGCACGGAAACGCCAUUUACCUUCCCGCUGGAGUGGUACCUAUUUAUCUCCUUGCACUUUGACGUGCUUUCGAACUGCUAGGUGGGCAGGAGCAGGGACCGAGCAACGGGAGCUCACCCCGUCGUAGGGAUUCGAACUGCUGACCUUCUGAUCGGCAAGUCCUAGGUUCUGUGGUUUAACCCACAGCACCACCCGCGUCCCUUUAGGGAGGUACUCUUCUCUUUAAAUCAUAGUAAUUAUUUCUAAAUGUGCCUCUGAACAGAACACAAAAUAUGUGCAUUUUGUGCAGACCCACAACACUCUUUUUGGCAUUGCAGAAGGGGCCGCCUCUACAUUUGCCCCAGCCAAGGGAAAUAGUCAUUCUCUCUCUCUUUCCCAGGGGCAAAGCACUUAUAGCCUGUGGACGGUCUAUGGCUCCUUGGGGAAGGAUAUGCUUUGCGUGCAGAACAUCCCAGGUUCAAGAUCUGGGAUCUCCAAAUAGGGCUGGCAUUUCCCCCUGCCUGACCCCUGGAGAGCCUCUGCCACUCAGCUCGACGGACCGGUGUUCUCCCUCAGCACCCUCUGUCCCUGUGCCCUUCAGCGUCUUUUAUGCUUUGUCGACAAACCGUGUGUGCCAACACGUGUGACAUCUGGCAGUGGGUGCAGCUUGGGAAAGGCGAUCGUGAUGUCAGGACUGCAAUCAGGCGUAGGUCAGCGCUGAAACAAUAAAUCGCCCAAGGCCAGUGAAGUUAACUCUUUAUCAAAGGAAACAAACCAUAGCUCAGGCCUAGUGGUCAUGGCAAUUCUUUCCAGGAGGUCUUGCCCCAGUGAGGCCGCUGUGAAGACUGAAGGUUCCCACCUUCCCCCAGCUCCCCUAGUCGUCUUCCUUCCCCAGUGAUCUGAGGCUCCAUUGCUUGUCUCUCAUUGCUCUGCCCUCUUCAUUUCUCUGCAUGUUCUGGGAGACCAGGGCAGCUUCUUGCAGCAGGACAGGGAGAUUGCCUGGCUUCAUCAGCAGCCUGGCUCAUCUCUGUCUCCUGGCCUCCCCUCCUCUCCAGCCUCCGCUUCUGCAUCCGAGUCUGGACUGUUUUCUGGCACAGACUCUCCCUGCUCACUAAACCCUGUGGCCUCUCCAGCUUCCCACACCUCCUCUUCUCAGUCUGCUCCUUCUUCUCCCUCUGAAUACUCCUCCUUGUACCACCCCCACUACCUGCUCCAUCACCUGGAGCGGUGAACAUCCAGGGGCGUGGCUGGCGUGUGUCCCAGGGGGCGUGGCACACCGCCCACAGGUGGUGUUACACGCAUUGGGGGGCUGCGCGGCAAGCGACAUGCGUCCUGGGGCGUGCGCGGCGAGCAUCCUGGGGUGUGCGGCAAGUGCUGAGCAUCCCGGGAGGGGUGGCAGCCGCGAUGUCAACCCCCCCUCCAUGACACCCGGUGUGGGCUACUCACUCUGCCCCCACCUUCGUCCGCCAGUGGUCCCCUGGUAUAGCGAUCACACAGGGUCCCCGGACGUUUAACGGUCUAUUGAUCGCUGUGCCAUCACUGUGCUCGCUUCCCCGCUGCCACCAACCCGUUACUCUUGGAUAAAACACUGAGUCCAGACCGUUGUUAAAAUUGAACCAAAUAAACAAGUUUAUUUUAUAAGCAUUAACAAGUUUAUGGUUUCUCAGAUAAAAUUUCCUGUCAGUUUCUUCACUUUAGUUUCUUUACCGGCCUAUACGGGUUUCCUAUAAGGACACGGGUGGCGCUGUGGGUUAAACCACAGAGCCUAGGACUUGCCGAUCAGAAGGUUGGCGGUUCGAAUCCCUACGACGGGGUGAGCUCCCGUUCUUCGGUCCCUGUUCCUGCCAACCAAGCAGUCUGAAAGCACGUCAAAGUGCAAGUAGAUAAAUAGGUACCGCUCCAGCUCUGGUUCGCCAGAAGCGGCUUAGUCAUGCUGGCCACAUGACCCGGAAGCUGUACGCCGGCUCCCUCGGCCAAUAAAGCGAGAUGAGUGCUGCAACCCCAGAGUCAGUCACGACUGGACCUAAUGGUCAGGGGUCCCUUUACCUUUACCUUGCCUUCCUAAUACCUUCUGACUGAUUAUAUCAACUGUUUGACUGACUCCUCUUCACAGAUUCUCUCACUCUCCCGCAUCAGACUAGCUCAACCCACAGACUUAUCCUCUCUUUGUCUCUAACUCCAGACUAACUUCUCAACCCCCCUAACUCUAACUCAAAUUCCUCCCCUUGGGUUAGUCAUUUUACAAUUCGUUAACCCUUUCCUUAUGAACCCAGUAUGAUGUCACACACCUAAGAGGGCAAACGCCACACCUGGCCACAAGAGGCAGCCCGCUGUCAAGUACUUCUUGCGUAGAAAGGGCUCUACAGAUCCUAACCCAUCUGCUUUCCUUUCCCUAGCUACAGGAAGCCCAUUGGGACAUGCUGCGCCGCGGACCCGCCGGGGUCUCCUCCAGCUCGCCGGGGCGAUCUUGUGCACCACACAGCGCUCGCCGUUUGCCUACAUGCGCUACGGGUGCUACUGCGGUUUGGGAGGGACCGGCUAUCCCAGGGACAAGGCAGACUGGUGAGUAUGAGAUCCGUCAGGUCAAAAUAUCUGAAAUGUUCUGUUCCAGAAAUGCAUUAUUUCUUCCCCUAUCUCUGUCUAACACUACAGUUGUACCUUGGUUGGCGAAUGCCUUGCGAGUCGAACGUUUUGGCUCCCGGACGCCGCAAACCCGGAAGUGAGUGUUCCGGUUUGCGAAUGUUCUUUGGAACCCGAACAUCCGACGCGGCUUCCGAUUGGCUGCAGGAACUUCCUGCAGCCAACUGGAAGCCGCGCCUUGGUUUCCGAACGUUUUGGAAGUUGAACAGACUUCAGGAACGGAUUCCGUUCAGCUUCUGAGGUACCACUGUACUUGGGUGCAGAUAAACAACAUGAAAUGUGACGUGCGUCUGUUGAAGAAAUUGCACUUGAAAAUGAUCAAAGGGGCGAAAUCUCCAUAGGCGAAGGUUCUGGGUUUCUGAUACACUUAAUUUUGAGGGAGGUGUCCUUUUUUCUCUCCUGAAAGUCAUUUUUCAGGACACCUUGGAACUCCACAUCCCAAAGUUAAGUGGGGAGGAACACACAGUCUUGAGUCUAGAAAGCCUUUCCUGUUCGAGUUUUUUGUUUUAUAUUUAAUUUUUAUUUAUGAAUUUAUAAAAGUGCAAAAUACAGAACUGAAGAAUAAGUGAAAGAAACAGAAGGAAAAAAGAGAAAACAGAUGCAUUACAUCAGUACUUUUUUUCUUUAAAAAUGUUUAGGGGUACUCUCAUUUUGAAUCAAGAAAACCACCAUUUUAGAGUUCAAAUCGGGGGAAAUAAAUACAGUAAAUGGACAAAAGUACAAAGAUACACAAAAAUGUUUAGGGGUAUGCAUACCCCCAGAAAAAAAGCACUGCAUUACAUCAAUCCAUAAUUCUAUUCCAUCGACUUCCAUGGCUUCCUAAAGUUUCCCAUUCCCACUGCAUAUUCUGUUUUUUCUAACUAUUUAAACAUUCAAAUUAUUCUCCUUCUAAACUAUAACUGCUGAACUUACUCCGAACCGAUUAAAGUUCUAACACUUUUACAAUGGUUUUCUAAGUAGUCUACAAAUGGCUUCCAUUCCUCUUAAAAACCUUUCUCUUCUUGGUCUCUAAUUUUGCCGGUUAAGCUUGCUAAUUUUGCAUAUUCCGUUAAUUUCGUCUGCCACUCCUUGGUAGGGACUAUCUCCUCUCUCCAUCUUUGUUCAUAUAGGAUUCUCGCUGCUGUAGUGGGCAUACAUAAACAAAUUUGUUUGUUUACUUGGUACCUCAGAUCUCAUUAUUCCUAACAGGAAGGCCUCUAGCCUCUCUCCUGUUUACGUUUCUGGGGACAGAGCCCAUCCCACAAGCUUACAACUUAAAAGACAUGACACAUGAGGAAAAAAGGAUGUGAGGGUAGAGGAAAAAAGCAAACUCAGAUGCCGAGCUUUAAAGUUAAAUAGAAUGUCUUGGGCCAGAGCAAAGCUAAGUAGCUUCAAACUUCUGGAUGGGAAGGCUCAUUUAGAAAUCUAAAUAAGCAAACAGGAACCGGUUGAAAAGAAAGAGAGCACUCCUAGCCAAAGGUUUGGAGCUGCCUAGCUUUGCUGUGGCCCCACCCACAAGACAUUAUAUUUAGCUGUAAGUAUUGGUGCCUGAGUUUGCUUUUUUCCUCUACCCUCCCCGUAAUUUUCCUUGUGUGACAUGUCUUUUAAAUUAUAAGCCUGUGGGGUAGGGAAUAAUUUUAAACAAGAGACCAGGAUGACGGGGGAGGAGUGAGAUUAGACCUUCAAGAGUAAGGAUGGGGGGGGGGAAAUGCUGUACCUAAUUCACACUUUGCAAAACUAUAUGGAAAUUGUAACACGGCUAUCCUGUGAAAUGGGCCCUUCUCCAAAUGUUGUAAGGCAGUUCUCAAGCCUAAUGUAUGUAGAAUGUAGAUAUUAUGGCAAAGUGUGCAUCGAAGUACAGUUAUACCUCAUGUUAUGGACGCUUCAGGUUAUGUGUUUUCGGGUUGCGGACCGUGGGAAACCCGGAAGUACCAGAACAAGUUACUUCCGGGUUUUGCCGCUCACGCAUGUGCGCAGAAGCGCUAAAUGGCGCUUUGUGCAUGCGCAGAAGCCAAAUCACGCCUGCGCAGACGCGGCGCUUCAGGAUGCGAACGCUGCGGGUUGCAGUCGUGCCUCCAUCAUGGAUUACGUCCACAACCCGAGGUUCCACUGUACAUACAGUAUAUUAGUGAAAAUAACAGACAAAAAUGCAGAGAGUUUAGGAAAAUUGCCUGCAAAAACGUAUACUGCCUGGAAAACUGCAUACAAAAAACUGCAUACAAAAAAACCCUGCAUACGGGGGGGGGGGGGAAUUGUGAGGACUUUGUAAAAGAAAGGUGGUGAAACGAACUUAAAGUUGGAAGAAUGAGACACGGAAAUUGAUGGAUUCGGCCACCCCUAUUCCAGAGAGAGAAAGCCACUGCCACAUCAGAAUGUGCAAACUUGGAAACUGCACCAGAUUCUCUGGCUAAGGCCAAACCACUUUUCCUGUGUUUGGGGGAAAUAACCCACAUCCUUGGGCAGUUCGAAAAUAAAAACCACCGCCCAAAAUAUAGCCAUCUAUACGGGAUAUAUUUUAUGACCAUCUGGCUACUGCAAUGAAAUUUUUGAAAAACAAGACCUCCAUUGCUUCCCACAAUCUUGCAAAAUGAGAAGAUGUGACUUUAAUUGCUAUGCUCGUGGCACAGCGGGAAGAUUUUGGGGCACAUGUCACCAGCUGUUUCCACUUCUCCCAGAACUUCUCCCAGCCCCAAAUCCAGACUAAAAUGUAGGCUAGCAGGUCAGCUUCCGGUUGCUGUUGUUUCGAAGGCAUGGAGAUGGCAAGCUGGUACUUUGAUCCGCCCCAAAAGAAGGCCCUCCUACGCAACUUGUAGGGCCAGGAGUUGAGAGGAAGGUGACCUUUUCAUAGACUUGGAAGCUCUCCCUUUGCCUAGAGCUUCGUGGCAGCAGCUGGCUGGCUCCCAGAGAGCUUAUGCGUAACUAAGGGCGGGGAAUACAUUGGGUUCAGUUUGCUUUUAAAGACGAACCUGUCCAGUUUGCACUUUAUGGGAACUGAAAUGUGGCCGUACUGCAGAAGUCACACUCCUCUGAAUGUUGCAAUUCAGGAAUAAUAAUAAUAAUAAUAAUCAUAAAUAAUAAUAAUCAUCAUCAUCAUCAUAAUAAUCCCCAGCCAUUCUGGGUGGCUUCCAACAAAAUACAGUGGUACCUCAGGUUAAGUACUUAAUUCAUUCCGGCGGUCUGUUCUUAACCUAAAACUGUUCUUAACCUGAAGCACCACUUUAGCUAAUGGGGCCUCCUGCUGCUGCCGCACCGCCGGAGCACGAUUUCUGUUCUCAUCCUGCGGCAAAGUUCUUAACCCGAGGUAUUAUUUCUGGGUUAGUGGCGUCUGUAACCUGAAGCGUAUGUAACCCGAGGUACCACUGUAUUAAAAUACAGUAAUGCAUCAAACAUUAAAAGCUUCCCUAAAGAGGGCUGCCUUCAAAUGUCUUCUAAAAGUCUGGUAAUUGUUCUUCUCUUUGACAUCUGGUGGGAGGGUGUUCCACAAGGCAGGUGCCACCACUGAGAAGGCCCUCUGCCUGGUUCCCUGUAACUUGGCUUCUCGCAGUGAGGGAACCGCCAGAAGGCCCUCAGAGAUGGACCUCAGUGUCCAAGUAGAACGAUGGGGGCGGAGACGCUCCUUCAGAUAUGACUGUGUUGUGUCUCUUCAGUUGUCGAUACACGCAGGCAGGGAAUGCCUUGCCUUGCUUUAACUGUGUGUGCAUCUACACAUGCAAGUCGCCCUGAGAGCCGCUCUGGCCGUAGGGCAUUGUGCAAGUGCUCUAAAAACAAAGCCAUCAUCCUCUCUUCUGGGCCGGCAGGUGCUGCUUCCAGCAUGACUGCUGCUACGGAGAAGCCGAGAAGGAGGGCUGCUCCCCCAAGUUGCAGAAGUACACCUGGGAGUGCGAGAACAACUCGGCCAAGUGUGGUGAGUGGAUAUUCCCCUGGCGGGGAGGAGCUUUGCUGCCAUAACGGCAGCUGUAUCUGACAACCUCCCCUCCUGCCCUCUCUUAAAGGUAAAGGGACCCCUGACCAUUAGGUCCAGUCGUGGCCGACUCUGGGGUUGCGGCGCUCAUCUCACUUUAUUGGCCGAGGGAGCCGGCGUACAGCUUCCGGGUCAUGUGGCCAGCAUGACUAAGCCACUUCUGGCAAACCAGAGCAGCGCACGGAAACACCCUUUACCUUCCCGCCAGAGCGGUACCUAUUUAUCUACUUGCACUUUGACGUGCUUUCGAACUCCUAGGUUGGCAGGAGAAGGCACCGAGCAACGGGAGCUCACCCCCUCGCGGGGAUUCAAACCACCAACCUUCUGAUUGGCAAGUCCUAGGCUCUGUGGUUUAACCCACAGCGCCACCCGCGUCCCUGCCCUCUCUUAGGGAUGCACUUUUAAGAGACUCCUUUUGCAUUUUCCAUUUCUUCUCAGAACCAAGGGCAAAGAUUGCCCGCUUGAAACUGCCCAGUAAGCUACUCCAAGCAGGCAUGGCUUCAGAGCUGGGUAGAGUUGGCAGGGCAUCCAUGCAGCAGCUGGAUCGCUGGAGCCGACCCCAGCAGCUGGUCCCACUGGCAUGGAGUUUGGCAGCAUUGCAGCUCCCAAUUGCCCCCUUCAUUCACCCUGGUGGCCAUAUCUGCUAGUAGCAUCAGCAGCCCUCUUUGCCUAGGACCUGAAUGCAAUGCUCAGCAUCCUGACACCGCAGGGAAAACAACACGGCCCUGAUCCGGCUUGGAUUCUUUAGCUGCUAUUCCUGCAUUGCAUGGGGUUGGACUAGAUGCCCCUUGUGGCCCCUUCUGAUGCUACAAUUCUGUGAUUCUAAGGCCCAAGAGAUAGUCUAGCUGUAAGCAAGGAGCAUAGCUGUCGACCGUCCCUUAUUUGGCGGGAAACUCCCUUAUACCAACGCCAUGUCCCGCUGCUGUCCCUUAUUGAUGAUGUCCCUUAAACUUCCCGGGUUUCAAAGGAAACAGCUCCUCUCCCUCCCUCCCUGCCAGCCAGGGAGGAGGGAGGCUCCAAAUGUGUUGCUUGGCUGCCCGGCCCGCCCCCUCCGGCCUCCUCUCACCAGCCUCGGCCCCAGGGAGCCCCUCCCCGCCGGGACUGGCUGGAGCCUCAAGCCCUUCCGCCACCAUCCUCCUCGCAGCCGCCGAACUGAACGUCUCUGCCUGGGGCCUCCCCUCUGCCCGUCACCGCUGCUCCCGCUAGGCCGUACUGCGGCUGCGCCGCCGAAGGACCCAGAUGAGAUGGGCAGCCUGGCACAGCCUAUGAAUUGCUGAGGAGCCUUGAGAGGAGAGCGAGGGCAACCAUAGAGAAAGCAGUUCAGAGAGAGGAGGCGGAGGCAGAGGCGCGGGCAGGUGUUCCAAGGGCUAACCACAGAGGGGGAAAGCGGAGGAAGGACCGCAAGCGUUUCUCCCAUAGAUUUGUAGUGGUGGACUAGCAUAGAUGGUCUGAUCUGCGGGUUUACUUCGGGCGCUAUUCCCGCUCCCUUCCUCCCACCCUGCCUGAUGGAACUGAGAGCUGCAGAUGGAGCACGAGAGAAAAGAUACAGAAUUGCAGCAGCAUCUUCGUAGCUUGGACUUCGUUUUGCGCAAAAAGCGGUUGCUGCUUGUAGUUAUUUAAUUGCAGUGUUUCACCAGCCGGUGUCUUGAGUAGCAACCUCUGGAAAUGAAGGGCUAAAAACCGGCGCUGCUCUCCAAAAUUAUCUGGUCCCUUUUAACUUCGUGUUUCAGCUGGUUGUCUAAAAUCCCUUAUUUUGGCUGCUGAUCCCUUAUUUUCGAGGCUGCUGGUCCCUUAUUUUCAAAUCUGUAAGUUGACAGCUAUGGCAAGGAAUUUCAGAGAGGUGUCCAUGUCAGAUUAAGCAGGUGUGGGGAAGCUUUGGCCCUCCAGAUGCUGCUGAACUACAAAUUGGGACGUUGGGGAUGUCGUGGGAUAGUUCAGUAAAUAUGCAGGUUUUGUGUGUGACCGCUGUGAAAAAAGGGCAAAUUCCACGCUAGGGUUCAUUAGGAAAGGAAUUUAUCACCGUGCUGUUAUACAAAUCUAGGGGGCGACAGCAUUUGGAGUACAGUUCUGGUUGCCUCGCCUCAAAAAGGAUAUGGAAAAGGUUCAGAAAAGGGCAACUGAAAUGUUCCAAUGGGAUGGAGGAAAGAUGGCAGCUUAGAGGAAAGGCAAGUAAGAGGCGACAUGAUAGAAAUUUUUAGGAUUACGCAUCGCAUGAAGAAAGUGGAGACAAACUUUUCUCCCUCUUUCGUAACACUGGAACUUGCGGACAUCUAUCAAAGCUGAAUGUUGGAAGAUUUGGGAUAGAUAAAAAGAAAGGAUUUCUUCACUCACUGCAUGGUUAAAUUGUGGAACCCGCUCCCACAGGAGGCAGUGAUACCCACCAAUUUAAUGACUUAAAAAGAUUAGCCAAAUUCAUGGAGCAGAGGGCUGUUUAUGGCUGCUAGAUGGGAACUGGGAAUCUAGGGCACUAGGUUAAGGGAGGCUGCCCUACCCACUUACAGUGGGACUUACUUCUGAGUAACCACACAUAGGAUGUGCUUCAUCCCAUUAGUGUUUCUGUCAUUCCUAAAGACACUGGCCCUUCCAAGACCCUGGGCAUCCAGUUUUAUUCAAAAUAUUUAGUAUCUAAGUAAGUAUUUCAUUCCCUCUCGUUCUACUGAAGGCCAGAAAAAUCUGCGCACUCUGGUACCCAUUUUGCAAUGCCUCGAAUGACGGGCUUGAUUCCUGGUCUCCCUUUUUCUUUCCACAGAGGAUAUAGAAGACAAGUGCCAAAAAAUGGCUUGCGAAUGCGACCGCGAAGCAGCCAAGUGUCUGGCGAGUGCCCCCUACAAUUCCCAGUAUUUGUUCUGGCCGGAUACUUUAUGUGGGUCGUUCAACCCUCAAUGUGAAGAUGAUUAAGAAAGGGCGUCACUUGGGCCAGGCUUCACAGACAUGGGACGUUCCCCUCCUCGAGUCACUUCUCAAAAACAAAUCAAAGCGGCUCUAGAUUUCACCCAGCUUUGGAUGGGUGUUGUCUAGACCAACUUCCAAAUAAUUUCAGCCAUUCUUCAAACAAGAAACAUUUCCCCAAACAGAAGGGGAUAACAUGCUCCAAGACAGCUCCUUGGCCCAGGUGACGCAAAGCUGCCUACCUAACCUCGGUACAUCUCAUUUCAAUUCAGUAUGUGAUAUUCUCCUCUGGGUUAUAAGUCUGAAGUGUCGUCCAGAAAGGACUCAGCCCCCAGAGUAACCAUUUCCUUAUCUUGUAUACCCCAGGCAAAAGUUUGCUUGACCAUGAAACCUCAGACCAGUCUAUCUCACAGGGCUGUUGUGAAGGGAAGAAGGGGGAGAGGGAGAAGAAGAAGGUUUUUUGGUAAAAAUGUAAUACUAAUAAUAAAUAUUAGAAAAAAAAUCUUCCGUU